UUAACAUGAAAACUGGAAGUACCAUAUUUUUGCUUUUGGCUGGAUUAGCAAUAUGCAAUGGGGCAGAUCUGGAGGACAUGGCGAAGGUGUCAAGUAAUAGACUUGUAAAUGGACAACUUGCAUAUGAAGGCCAAUUUCCAUACGCGGUGUCAAUACAAUUAUUGUUGAGUAACGGAACUCAAACGGAAGACAGAGGACAUCGGUGUGGCGGUGCACUUUUCACACGCUCCCACGUGGUCACUGCAGCCAGCUGUCUUAACUUCCAGCUCCUAAGUGCUAACGAGAUGAGAGUAUUCGCCGGUGCUGUUCUACUCACAAACGAUACAUCUUCUGAUCGGGUUAGGGGUGUAUCAAACAUCACUAUCCACCCAGAAUAUACUGGACCACCAGCCUUCGUCAACGAUGUGGCUGUUCUUGCUCUUCCUGUACCGUUUGCUGAAAAUGUUGUGACUCCUGCGGCGUUGCCAAGUUCAAACCACAACCCACCGGACUUCACGACUUGCACGGUUACUGGGUGGGGUGGAUACGACAUGACUUCACAAGCUAGCUUGCAACUGAGAUACGUACACAAGUACAUAUAUAACCAGAAUUUAUGUAUGUCCAUAUACAAUAGUAUGAUUGGUGCUACGAAUAUUUUACCAUCUAUGGUGUGCGCUGUUUCGUUGGAUCUUUUAUCUUCAAAUUGUAAUGGCGAUUAUGGAAAUCCAUUAGUCUGCGCGGGGACUUUCACUGGUAUACUUUCCCAAUCAGAUGGUUGUUCUAGAUCAUCGUUUCCUGAAAUUUAUACCAGAAUAUCCAACCAAACGCGUUGGCUAAGAAGCGUGUCAGGAUCCUCGGCAAUAUACGCACCAGGCGUAUUUGUUACAAUUGCAGUAUUCUCUGUCAUGCAAAUACUUUUUACAGCGUAAUUGAACUAGAUUCAAGACUGUCUGUGACUCAUUUUAUUUAGUUUUAUUGUUUGAUAUUUUUAUAU
Molecule: messenger RNA, 973 nt
Organism: Maniola jurtina (meadow brown)
Lineage: Eukaryota; Metazoa; Arthropoda; Insecta; Lepidoptera; Nymphalidae
Product: serine protease 30-like
Exons: 7
Coding region: 6-908 (300 amino acids)
Biological process (GO): proteolysis
Molecular function (GO): serine-type endopeptidase activity
Source: RefSeq, a predicted model, not a curated record